AUGCUCGACAUCAAGAUAGUGCCACAGACUGCAAUACGUGUCAAGAAGAGCAAGAAGACAUCUACAUUGACGAUCCAGAAUAAUUCGAUGGAGAGCAUGGGCUACAAAAUCAAGACUACCAAGCCAAGAGACUACAUUGUAAGGCCAAACAUGGGGUUGAUCAUGCCGAUGCAAUCCGCAGAAGUAGAAGUGACGCUUUCUGAGGGCACAAUCCCAACCAGCGAUCAUAAGUUCCUAGUGGAAGUUCAUAGGUUUGAUUGGAGAAGAUCACUCAGCGACUUUAAGCAGUAUCUCAAGGCUUCAUCGCCAAAGCCAUGCUGGACAUCAAGGAUAGGCAUAAUGUAUCAAGAGGAUGAAGCAAAUACUUGUGCCAUUAAACACAGAGGAGAAAUGGGAGUAGCAAGCCUGGUAAUACAAACAUGCUUUGUGAUAGGCAUUCUCUGUUUAUUUUAUAGAUUCUUUGAGUAA
This is a messenger RNA of Ordospora colligata OC4, 468 nucleotides long. Its product is annotated as inositol metabolism VAMP-associated protein. Gene Ontology annotation, biological process: endoplasmic reticulum membrane organization. NCBI's taxonomy places the organism in Eukaryota, Fungi, Microsporidia, Ordosporidae. The transcript has a single exon. Gene Ontology annotation, cellular component: endoplasmic reticulum membrane; plasma membrane. The record is from RefSeq and is a predicted model, not a curated record. The coding region runs from base 1 to 468 and encodes 155 amino acids.